Leptidea sinapis is the source of this 2706-nucleotide messenger RNA. Its product is annotated as PX domain-containing protein kinase-like protein. Lineage: Eukaryota; Metazoa; Arthropoda; Insecta; Lepidoptera; Pieridae. The transcript is spliced from 11 exons. Bases 112 to 1728 code for a protein of 538 amino acids. Gene Ontology annotation, biological process: protein targeting to lysosome; early endosome to late endosome transport; protein phosphorylation. The record is from RefSeq and is a predicted model, not a curated record. Gene Ontology annotation, molecular function: ATP binding; protein kinase activity; phosphatidylinositol binding. Gene Ontology annotation, cellular component: extrinsic component of endosome membrane; late endosome; early endosome.
UUGUGGACUGUGGUUACCUGAUUUUUAUGAACAAUAUUUAUUUGUGUUUGGAAAGAUACAUGUUAUUAGUUUUAUUCAAAUCAAUGGUUCUUUACUUUAUAUGCAGCUGUAAUGGCUAUAUUCGAAAAAUCACUUCACUCCAGAAUUGUUAAGGAUGACACUGAUAAGUUAUUAUGUGUAUUAGAAAAUGCCCUAAGUAUAAGUAAACACAUUGAAUAUGUGUUACGAGUGCAACGAGGUCCAUGUAAAGAUAAUAAAUGGUCAGUGUCGCGGCGAUAUAGUGACUUUGCUGCGCUCCAUACUUGUCUUCAGCAGGCAAAUAUUGAUCUUCCCCUGCCGCCUAAGAAGUUGUUAGGGAACAUGCAGCCUUCGUUUGUGGCUGAACGACAAAUAGCCUUGCAGAGGUACAUAGAUGAAGUAUUAAGGCACCAUAUACUAUCAUUAUCAUUACCAGUGAGGUGCUUUUUGGAUCCCAGUAACUAUUCAAUGGAUAUUGUAGAACAGUCACUUCAAAUUGUAUCAAUAGCAUUGAGGGGUGACGGGCAGUAUGAACUGAAAGGACCUUUACCAAAUAUUGGCUGGAGAAUACAUAAAAGCUAUUUUUCAGUGAUUGACUCCAUUAGUAAAGAGAAUUGUUUAUUGGAAUGGCAAAGUUAUGGACCAGAUAAGUAUUUGCAUGACAAAGACUUGCAGAUAGCCUUAAAGAGUCUACAAAGUAUAUCACAUCCAUAUAUAGACGACAUAUUGGCAGUACAUGCAUUAGAAACGGGGGCUUAUGUUAUCAGACGAAUACAUGAAAACGGGACAAUAAGAGAUCUGUUAUAUGACACAGAUUACAAGAAGAGUUAUCUCGCCAAGUAUGGCAACCCGAAAAUAAGAAAACCGUUCACAAUGGGACAGAUCGCGCUUUACGGAUAUCAAAUACUACACGCAUUGAAAUUUUUACAUGAGAAAGGGUUGCCGCAUGGUCACAUCCAUGCUGGGAACAUCGCCAUAGAAAACCAAAGAGUAUUGUUGCUGGACAUUGAGAACGUCCUGGUGGGCGUUCCUUGCGUAUACCGACCAUACCUGCUGGAGCUGAAGCGCACGCACACAGCGGAGGCUGUUGACGUGUACUGCUUCGGGCGGACUCUCUACGAGAUGGCAUACGCCGACACCUUAGAAACCUGUUCCUUAGACAGGUUUUCUGAGGGGGUCUCUAAUGAGCUGGAAUCAGUCCUUCAUUUGUGCUUGUCAAGUACAUCAUGCAAGCAUGGUGGUACUACCAUUGACGACUUGCUUCAUCACCGUUUCUUCACGAGAGCCACUCUGAAUGGCCUCACCCCGCACAGCGACGAGAGAGGACAUCUUAAGAUACCCCUUGGUGUCAAGGAGCAGAUCCGGCAAGUGAUCAUAGGCACGGAGACGAGACUUAAAAAUGAUCAGAAAUUGGUGCGGAAUGCGAGAAGAGAAAUAAGAAUACAAGAGAUACUAGGCUCUGACGAGGAGAUGAAGAAGCAGAGAAGGAAAUUGCGGAAACGCGAGAGCGUGUGGCGCUCCAUGUCCUCCCUAGCGGAGACCGUGCGCUCUCACUCCAGUGUGCCUUCUACUCCUACGCCGCUCGAGCGAUGUGCGAGCGAGGCAUCCCCCCAGCCCGCCAGUAACGUCACUAGUGCGGGGCGGGGCGCGCUGCUGCACGCAAUAUGCUCUUUCGAUAAAAGUAGGCUCGCACGGAUCGAGUCACGAUGACGGAACAACACUAUUACCUAUUGUUAUUACUUGAAGCUGAUUUAAGUGGAAUCGAUUUUUUAAUGCAACUGUGUUAUAUUUUGAUUAUUCUCCUAUUUUUGUAACCUUGCCAACAGGAAGAAGACCAAAAUAGGUGAUUGGUUUGUUUUAAGAUCGACUAAGGCCGACUGUGAUAAUUCUUCGUUGAUUGAACUUCACUGUUAUUCGAUCAUUAACUGUAACACCCAAAUAAAUUUUGUGUUAUUUACCGGUUUGAAUUGUGUCGGUAAAUAUAAGGGGCGCAUAUAUUUUAUUUUAUUCUGGCUUCUCAUAUAAUAUAAGCUAACGAAUUAAAGAGAAAUAAUAUGUAUGAGAGUAAAUGAGAAGCAGAUCUUAUGUGUUGUCCACAUAAGAUCUGCUUCUCAUUAAGGUGACGGCUUAAGAGUGACGAGCACAGUGAGCAGUGAACGGGGUUGUUUCGUAGUGGUUUACAAAAUAUACUAUCAGUUAUUAUCAUAUACCUUCCGUCACUUAAAAAAUCUGUGAAUCCCAAAUUUACAAGGUCAUUUGUCUAGUACAAAACUAAAUUUUACAUUAAAAAAAAACUAUACAAGUUGGUCAUUGUAAAGUCGCGUAGAUUUAUUUGUAUGUUCGCUUAUUUUCAUGAUUUAAAUCGUAUAUAAAUCCAUCAUUGUGUACAAAUCGUUGAAGAACUGUAUUUGAUUAUAAUGAUUGAGGGUUAUUUUUGUGCGUGACUGUACACAUGCGAAAUCACAGUGCUGUUUUUACAAAGUGCUAAUUAUACAAAAGAUCUUUAAAAUAUAAUAUUAUUUCUGUUAGUUUAAGUUGAAGUGAUAUUUUGACUGGUCCUUUGUUUAUGAUAAAUUUUUCUUUUAAAUCAUUUUAUAAGCUUUAAACAACAGUGUUAAGGACGUAAAUUAUUGAAUAUUAUAGUUUUGUUGUACAUUAUAAGAAAUUAUUCUAAUAUAUCUGAUUAAA